AUGAAGAGCGAUGAUGAGGAGUACAUAAAACAAAUGGAACUACAAAGGAAAGCCUUUGAAAGCCAAUUCGGAUCCUUAGAAUCCAUGGGGUUCGAAGAUAAAACAAAAAAUAUACAAACUGAGGCGGAUGUCAGUUCCUCUUCAGGGAGUGAGAGUGGCAGUUCAAACGAUGCUAGUGAUUCUGACAAUGGUAGCGGAGAAGGCUCGUCCUUUUCUGAGGUAGAUGAUAAUGAUGAAGGCGACGGGGGUAAUGGACAGGUCUCCAAGCCAAAACCUCAACCAAAAGUCAUUAAAUUUAGUGGGCCUAGUGACGUUUAUAUCCCCCCAAGCAAGAAAACACAAAAAAUGCUAAGAAGUGGUAAAACCUUAUCUCAAAUUAACAAAAAAAUAGAAGGUACCCAAGUCAAGGAGGAAAAAGAAGAUGAGACCUUGGAAGCGGAAAACUUGCAAAACGACUUACAGUUGCAGCAGUUUCUGAGGGAGUCGCACCUAUUGAGCGCCUUCAGCAACGGUGGAAGUGGCUCUGCGGAAAGUGGUGUUUCGUUGACUUUACAAAGUAUGAGUGGCGGAAACGACGAUGGAAUAGCAUACCAAGAUGAACAAGUAAUUGGGAAGGCUAGAUCGCGCACGCUAGAAAUGAGACUAAGUAGGCUAUCGAGAGUAAAUGGGCACCAGGAAAAAAUAAACAAACUGGAAAAAGUACCCAUGCAUAUUAGACAAGGAAUGAUCGACAAGCACGUCAAAAGGAUCAAGAAAUACGAGCACGAAGCCGCCGAAGGUGGGAUUGUUUUAUCAAAAGUGAAAAAGGGACAAUUCAGGAAAAUCGAAUCGACGUACAAGAAGGACAUCGAGAGGCGUAUUGGCGGAAGUAUAAAAGCCAGGGAUAAAGAAAAGGCUACCAGAAGGGAGCGUGGGUUGAAGAUUAGCAGCGUGGGCAGGUCCACGAGGAACGGGCUGAUUGUAUCCAAAAGAGACUUUGCUCGUAUCAGCGGGAGCGACAAGAGUGAUAAAUCCAGCCGCAAAAAGAAAUCCCGUCGCUAA
Saccharomyces kudriavzevii IFO 1802 is the source of this 1041-nucleotide messenger RNA. It is a transcript of the gene FAF1, whose product is annotated as Faf1p. Gene Ontology annotation, biological process: maturation of SSU-rRNA from tricistronic rRNA transcript (SSU-rRNA, 5.8S rRNA, LSU-rRNA). The transcript has a single exon. Bases 1 to 1041 code for a protein of 346 amino acids. Gene Ontology annotation, cellular component: nucleolus. The record is from RefSeq and is a predicted model, not a curated record. NCBI's taxonomy places the organism in Eukaryota, Fungi, Ascomycota, Saccharomycetes, Saccharomycetales, Saccharomycetaceae.